GUGGGUGUGAUGAGGGAGGGAAUGGCCGCGCAUGCGCAGUGUUGAGAACCUAGGCGGCCGCGAUGAUGGCUUCGCAGUGACGGUUGGAUCUAACGGUUGCUAUUGACAUUGGGGUUGGGUGUGCGGCGUAUGGUUCUUGCGUGGAGAGCAGCCGGGAGUAGCGAAACCAUUGGUCCCGCGGAAGAGGCCCUGGGAGCCGCGUAGUGAUGCGGCAGCGUUGAAACUCCGGGCGGAGGCGCCUCCCCCCGCCCCUACCAGAGCCGGGCCCGGGCCGUCGCCUUGCGCGCUAGGUUCGCGGAUCCUGCCUCCGUCCCUCCCCCACAUGCGGGGCCUCCCCUCCGCCUGAGGCGCCCCGGGAGGGCGAGGGAGCAAGGCCGGCAUGGGCGGCCGCCUGGAGUAGCCGCCUAGACCGCCGCCGCCGCUCGAACCGAAAAGGAGCUGCGGCGGGGGAGGGCAGGCAAGAGGGGAAGAGCAGGCCCAGGCUCCGGCCCUGGCUGUGACGGCUCUUCGAUGCGGGGCUAGGAGUGCAGCCGCCCCUCGGCCUGCCCUGCCCGGGCACGGAGCCGCGCUUUCUUCUCAGCCCGGAGCCGUCGGCCUCAGCGUCUGCGAUGAACCCGGUGAAUGCUACAGCCUUGUACAUCUCCGCCAGUCGCCUGGUACUCAACUACGGCCCCGGAGAGGAUCCGCAGUGCCUGGCCGAGAUCGGCAAGCUGCUGCCCUACUUCCGGCAGUCGCUGUCUUGCUGUGUGUGCGGUAAUCUGCUGCAAGAUCCAAUUGCACCCACCAACUCCACAUGUCAGCAUUAUGUAUGCAAAACCUGUAAGGGCAAGAAAAUGAUGAUGAAACCAUCAUGUAGUUGGUGCAAGGACUAUGAGCAGUUUGAAGAAAAUAAACAGUUAAGCAUUCUAGUGAAUUGCUAUAAAAAACUAUGUGAGUAUAUAACACAAACACCACUAGCACGAGAUAUUAAACAAGCUGUUGAUACUUCUCCAGAUCUUUUGACUCUGCUUAAAGAUGGCUCCCCACCUCAUGAAGAUGCAGAAAAAACAUCUGAUGAAACAAUUGCAUUGUGUUUCACACAUUCCCCAUCACCUUCAACCUCGGAGAAUGCUAGCGAACCUCCAGCAAGUCGUUCUUCUGUACCUGAAAGCACAUAUGAUUCUGAUGUGAAAGGUUCCACUAUUAAUGGGUUGCCCAAUUGCAAUGGGCUGUCAGUAGAUAAAUUUGGUGCAAAUAUUCCUUCCCCUGAACAUGCAAAUACAGUUAAUGUAUGUAGUCCUGGACAGUACAUAAAAGCUGAAGAUACUUCUAGCAAUCUUCAGCCUGGACAGUACAUAAAAACUGAAGAUAUUUCUAGCAGUCUUCAGCCUGGACAGUACAUAAAAACAGAAGAUAUUUCUAGCAAUCUUCAGCCAAUCUGUGACACAGUUUCCCCUAAUGACUUGUGUGCAGCAAGCAUUGAUAUCUGCAGUUUCAGUGAAGACAUCAAACCUGGUGACUCUCUUUUACUUAGUGUUGAGGAAGUGCUACGGAGCUUGGACUCUAACACAGAGGUCUGCAGUCCUAAUCUGCAACACAGCUUGGAAACAAAUUUAUCCAAUGGCCCUUUUUUGCAGCUUUGUCCCCCACCAUCUAGCCAUAGCAUGUUCAUGUCAAUGGGUGCUUCGCCAUAUGGGAUUUCAUGUACAGCUGCGACACCGAAGGUAGUAAAAUUAAACAGAAAGCGGUCUCGUUCAGAAAGUGACAGUGAAAAGGUUCAGCCUCUUCCAAUUUCCAGCAUCCUUCAUGGCCCAACUUUGGGAGCCUCAGCUCCUGUAACGGUGAAACAGGAAGCUAAGUUGUCUCUGCAGUCUAUAGCAACUGUACCAAAUGGAGGCACUGCUCCUAAAAUAGGCAAAACUGUACUCUUAUCAAAUAAAGGCAUGAAAAAGAAUCUAGACCACACUGCCAAGAAAUCUCACCCUAAAUCCAAAUCAGGAAUGCUGAAAAAAUCAAGAGCUAGCAGUCACAUGCCAGGUAGUCUAACAAAAACUGUGUACAAAAAGCCACAGGAAAAGAAGGGGUGUAAAUGUGGCCGAGCCACCCAAAAUCCAAGUGUUCUUACAUGUCGUGGCCAACGCUGCCCUUGUUAUUCGAACCGUAAAGCUUGCUUAGACUGCAUAUGCCGUGGCUGCCAAAAUUCAUAUAUGGCUAAUGGAGAGAAGAAACUGGAGGCAUUUGCAGUGCCAGAAAAGGCCUUGGAGCAGACAAGGCUUACUUUGGGCAUUAAUGUGACAAGCAUUGCUGUGCGCAAUGCCAGCACAAGUACCAGUGUAAUUAAUAUGACAGGGUCACCAGUAGCAACGUUUUUAGCUGCCAGUACAAACGAUGAUAAGAACUUGGAUGAAGCUAUAGACAUGAGAUAUGACUGCUGAGAUUAUUUUUCUUUAUGGUCUUUCUCUUCUGCCUUUGGUAGGGGGACUGCUACAAUUUUGAAGGCAGCUAUUGUUCUGUUUAACCUGCCAGAGCUCCUACAUAAAAAUCACUUGUAUCAAGUGUUUUUCAUUGCUAUGUUGUGUGUUAGUGUCUGGGAAAUAGUUUGAUGGUAAUUGCGGAGUUACCCUGAAACUGGCUUUAGUUCUUACAGCACCUCAUAGUUUCAGAUCAAAUGCUAAUGUAAAUGAUUUUUAAUACACAAUGACUUUUUGGCAAAUAUUGACCUUGUUGUACCAGUUCAUGCUUUGUGCUUAAUCAGAGAUUGAUUAAUAUACAGCAAUGGUUUCUAGUCAGUCCAUCACAAUUGUUCUAAUUUAUUAUGUGCUCAUGUUUAGAGUCAGUGUUGCAAGAAAUCAGCAUCAUGCUCAUGCUGCAAAUGUAGUAAAAAUAUGAACAACCAGUCUGUUAAUACCACAUUAUUGUGGAUAGGUAAUUAGUAAUUGAGCACCUUAAACUUGUUGCGAAACUAAAAAUUAUUGUAAUUGUCCAACUAGUGUAUGCUGUCCUGAAGUAAAGAAAACUAUCAAACUGGGCCGUACAAUCAGAUGAUAUUCCUCAAGAUUCUAAUAUAGAUGAACUUCUCUUGAGUAAUACUUUGAAAAUAAUAGUUGGAGUUUCUUUGUUAUGAGGCAGCCUCAAGAUUUUUUUCAUAUUUUAACAUUUUUUGGAAAAGUUUGCAGAUUGAUAUCACUAGUCUGUUUCAUGAUGUGUCAUACUGUUAACAUUCAUCUCCAGGAUAUUGCUGGGUUUGUUAUGAAAUAGAUACUGCAUUUUUUGGACUGUGAUAUGCUAGUUGGCUACAAAAUAAAAACAAUUUAAUUCUCAUUCCAAAGUUAUUGGGACAUCAUUAUAUAUAUUAGUUUUUAGCUGUUGGCAGAGUAUAUCCCCCCCCCACAUACACAAAACUUGCUUGGAACAACAGCAGCGUAAUGAUACGGUAAAGCCAUGACUUUCAGCUGAGGUCCUCUCAUACUGCUGCUUCAAGAUCUGGUGCCUGCUUUUCCCCCAAUCCUCUCUUGCAUAGUUCUGCUUCUUCCUGGAUGGAGGCCUGGACAAGCCUGGACACUGGGUGGAUGCAUAAAGGUGAGGCACAAGAGGGCCUUGGUUGAAAGUGAAUAAUAUGCUGCUAUGUACUCAAGUUUGGAACAGCAGUGGUGUGCCAAGCAUGGCAUUUGUGUGGUGGACAUUGGAGUUAUUCUUGGAUUCUACAGGAGCUGCUCUAUAUCCUGCUCAGUGUGCAAGAUCUUGUCAUUAGAUUAUUUCCAUUUAUGCAAUGAAAGAGACAACAAACUGUAAAGUUGAAAAUAUACCAGUUUGUAUCAAUUCUACUUUUGUUGAGAUGGGUGUCUAGUACAGGGGUAGUCAAUGUGGUGGCAUCCAGAUAUUGGACUACAAUUUCUGACCGUUGGCCAUGCCAUCUGGGGCUGAUGUGGGUUGUGGUCUACAACAUCUGAAGGACAGCACAUUGGGUACCCCUUGUCUAGUAUUUAAAUUCCUUAAUUUGCAUAAACUAUGGGCUGACUAGAAUGGAAAAUAUUAUCCUGCUAUUUUAAGGACAAUUUCCUAAUUUAGAGUAAUAGUUCAAUAGCUUGUCUAAAGAGAAGUAAUGCCAGAGUUAGUAAAGCUCCUUUACAUUUGCCAUCUAAUUGUUCAUUGAGUAACAUUGCCAGUGAAUUAUGAUAUUAGACACUUUGGAUUUGGCACAAAGCAUGUACAAUGAUGGUUACUAGGUCUGAAAAGUAAGCAAAAGGUUUUGGACACCAAUUGGAUGAUGCCUCCUUUUUGUUCUGUAGUGUAUUGUGGUGUCAUUUUAUGUGAAUGUGGUCAAAUAGCAUUUUUGUUGGCUUUUUGGUUCAUUUCCCCCCUGUCUUUUCUGUGGGUAGGGCAGGGUGUGUGCGUGGGGGGGGGUUAAAGCCAUAGGAAGAAGAAUGUGAUGUAAGUGUUCCGUAUGUACUUUUUUGUUUCUGUUUUGCAAGAAGAGUUGAAAAAUAUUUUUGAUAAUGAGAGUAAAUGGUGGAAAAUG
Molecule: messenger RNA, 4498 nt
Organism: Rhineura floridana
Lineage: Eukaryota; Metazoa; Chordata; Lepidosauria; Squamata; Rhineuridae
Gene: MSL2
Product: MSL complex subunit 2
Exons: 2
Coding region: 609-2414 (601 amino acids)
Cellular component (GO): MSL complex
Molecular function (GO): ubiquitin protein ligase activity
Source: RefSeq, a predicted model, not a curated record